AUGGAUGGUACAGUCGAGACUAUCAAGGCCAGCUUACCUCUACCAAAGGUUAAAAGUACAUGCAAACUUGACCCAGACACUGGCCCGUUUCCUUCCCAAGCUGUUCAGCCUAUUGAUUUAGCCACAGUCAGUCCUCUACAUAACAGCAAGUCACACGAGAAUGCCGUGAAAAAAGAGGUCACUGAAAGAAAUAAAGGCGUUAAAGGAGAGGUCAAGGAGUCGCAUGAGGAUACUGCUAAAGAUGAAGCCAAUGAAUCUCGUAAAUUUGGUACUACAGAUGAAGUAAUUUCUCCUGAGUGA
This is a messenger RNA of Enterobius vermicularis (human pinworm), 300 nucleotides long. NCBI's taxonomy places the organism in Eukaryota, Metazoa, Nematoda, Chromadorea, Rhabditida, Oxyuridae. The record is from the annotation of a GenBank genome assembly.